Messenger RNA from Schistocerca americana (American grasshopper), 733 nucleotides. RefSeq names its product astakine-like. Bases 64 to 450 code for a protein of 128 amino acids. The record is from RefSeq and is a predicted model, not a curated record. NCBI's taxonomy places the organism in Eukaryota, Metazoa, Arthropoda, Insecta, Orthoptera, Acrididae. The transcript is spliced from 3 exons.
UGUCCUGGGCAGGCGCAGGCGGGAUCCUGGGGCGAAUCUCUCUCUCUGCACCAAACCAGGACGAUGCAUCAGGCAUCCCUGUCUCUGCUGCUGGCUGCCAGCGCCGCCCUGAUCCUGGCGACGUCGGCAGGUCUGGUGAAGAAGGUCGUCAUCCCAGGCUACAUCGACUGCGUCAGCUCCAACGACUGUGGCACGACAGAGUGCUGCGUCCUCGGCACUGCGCGCUUCAGCAUCCCCUCGUGCCAGAUCCGCGGCGAGGUCGGCGACCCGUGCAGCCCUAUCAGCCAACCGCGCAACAUGUCCGUCAGCUACCUGGACGGGAGCGUCGUCCAACUGGUCGACGUGUACAGCGUCGUCUGCGCAUGCGCGCCGGGGCUGCUGUGCAGUCCGGACUCAGCCACGUGCGCCGACCCGCUCGCCAAGCAGUCUCUCAACGAACUCGACGAUUGAUGCUCCUUGGACAGUUGUCGACACAGUCUACGAUUUCAUAAUACGUCUGAAAGAAAAAAGGCCUUGGCUUUUUAUUCGCUUGAUAAAGUACCGCACAAGCCUUUGAGAGUUGUUUAAAGAAACUCUGGGCCGUAUCCUUCGACUAAUUUCACGUGAAUCUCAUUGUUAAAUUUCAUGUUGUAUCCGUGACAUAAUAACACAUUCUUGACAUUACAUGUCCUCAAAACCUCAUUCUUGUAUUUCAUGUUGUAUCCUUGAUAUUAUAACACACUCUUGACAUUAA